Menidia menidia (Atlantic silverside) is the source of this 668-nucleotide messenger RNA. NCBI's taxonomy places the organism in Eukaryota, Metazoa, Chordata, Actinopteri, Atheriniformes, Atherinopsidae. The record is from the annotation of a GenBank genome assembly.
AAAAAAAAAAAAAAAAAAGGUCCGCUGAUCUGUGUGCGCACCCUCGUCGCCUCCCAGCGGCCGUCUCUGCCCCCUGAGCCAGAAAAACACCCGAAACCAGCCGGAGCAGCCCACUGCAGGGAUGGCUGCCGACGGAGCCCCGACCACGCUCGAAGAAAACGACGAGUUUCAUUCAUCCGACUUGGGCUCGUUUCAGGAGAACAGGGGCAACAUCCCGAAGAGGCAUGCCCGGGUCACGGUGAAGUACAACAGGAAGGAGCUGCAGCGGCGGCUGGACGUGGAGAAGUGGAUCGAGGAGAGUCUGGACCGGCUGUACAAGGGUCAGGAGAGUGACAUGCCAGACGAGGUUAACAUUGACGAUUUGAUCGACCUGCCUAAUGACGAGGAGAGAGUCCAGAAGUUAGAGGAACUUCUUCGAAAGUGCUCCAACAGCACAGAGACCUUCAUCAAAGAGCUGGUGGCAAAGCUGGAAGGGCUGCACAAGCAGGAGGAGCUGCAGAGCGAAGGCAUCGAGCACCCGGUCAUCUGCCACAGCCACCACCGCCACGAGCCCUACAGCUUCAACAACCCCCAUCCUCACUUCCACCAUGGCCGAGGCCAAAACCAGACCCUCUGAUGUCCCCGGGCCCCCUAAACACACAGCCCACACACAUACAUACACACACACA